AUGGAGCACCUGAGGCAACCUGAGCCGCUACGUUUGACAGCGGAUGGCGGAAGGAACUGGAAGCGGUUUCGUCAGCAGUUCGAGUUUCUUCUGGAAGCGACGGUAUGCAAAGCCAAUCCGAGGUCGGAAGCGACGAAGACGGCCCUGCUCCUCAGCGUGGCGGGGGAGGAAGCCUUGGACGUUUUCAACAAUUUUGUGUUCAGCGGAGAAGAGAACAAGGAAGACUACAACACCGUGUUUGCCAAGUUCGAAGAAUACUGCACGGAGCAACAGAAUGAAAUCCACGAGCGCUACGUUUUCCGUUCCCGUAGUCAAGGUGAGGCGGAGCCUUUUGAACAGUUUCUACGCGAGUUGAAAAAACAAGCGCAGCACUGCAACUUUGGGACCAUGGUAGACGACAUGGUACGAGACCAAAUUGUCUUUGGAACAAACUCGCCAAGGCUUCGAGAAAAGAUGCUCAGGGACAAAAACCUGACCUUGGAAAAGGUUGUCAUCCUAUGCAAGGCGGCUGAAACAUCAACUCGUCAAAACGAAUUCUGGCAGAAAACAAAGGAAGAACUCGAUAUGAACGCUGUCACAGCCAGCAAGAGCACUCCUAGAGGGUCCAGGCACGACCUAAAAUGCAACCGCUGCAACCGAAGGCAUGCCGUGAGACGCUGCCCAGCUUACGGCAAAGUCUGUUACUCGUGUAAUGGGCGAAACCACUUCGCGUCCUGUUGCAGCGAGAAGGAGCGCGUAUACGAAGUGCAGCAUCAGAACGACGAAUUCGACAUACUGAAUGUCACCAGCAGCAGCGCAGGCAGAGAACGAGACUGGCGUGUGAACGCAUGCAUUGACGUCAAGUACGUCACCUUCAAGGUGGACGCAGGAUCGCAGGCAAACAUUUCGCCACUUUCAGUGUUUCGUAAGCUCAAGAUGACCAGUCUGAUGCCCAGUUGCGCCGUUCUGAGAUCCUACGGUGGCAACAUGAUCAAGCAUAUCGGGAAGUUUUCAACGCCCGUCAAGAUUGGGCGCGCCCCGCGUGAAUACACGAUUGCGCUGCACAAGGAUGCCGUGCCAGUCGUCCAGCCAGCUAGAAGAGUGCCCCUGUCCCUGCGAGAGCCUCUCCGUACUGAACUUGACAGAAUGGAAAAGGAAGGCAUCAUCCAGAAGGUCAGCAGCCCCACAGAUUGUGUAAGCCCCCUUGUCAUUGUACUAAAGAAAGACGGAAAAUUGCGAGUCUGCAUGGACCCAAGACGCAUCAACGAAAACAUCAAGAGGGAGCACUACCAAAUGCCGCGCAGAGAGGAUAUUGAGGAAGACCUAGCAGCUUCGCCCGUGGCAGCUCAACAGUCGUCGCCUCAACCAUUGCGACGCAGCCGACGACAGACCCGGCAGCGAGAGCGUCUGGGUUAUGACCAGCAGUUCCAGCAGACGAGCCAGCGGUAUUAA
This is a messenger RNA of Dermacentor silvarum, 1431 nucleotides long. RefSeq lists its product as uncharacterized. The transcript has 3 exons. Lineage: Eukaryota; Metazoa; Arthropoda; Arachnida; Ixodida; Ixodidae. The record is from RefSeq and is a predicted model, not a curated record. The coding region runs from base 1 to 1431 and encodes 476 amino acids.